AUGAGUCAAAAAAAAUCUGCUUAUUCAAAAAGAAAAAAAAUAAGCGAAAUCGAAAAGAAAUGCGAAGAAAGUUUGAAUGAAAUACUGAGAUCAGCAAAUGAAGCAACUGAGAUUUCAAAAAAAGCAGAAGAAGAGCUAGAACACCAGACAGAACAAAUAAUACAUAUCAGUAAGGAGACUGAACAUAUUGAAGAAAACUUGAAUCAAAGUCAGUACCACUUAGAAGGUAUAAAAUAUUGGUGGAAAAACAUAAAUUCUUUUCUAGGAUUCGAAAAUCCUAAUAAUAACGAAAAUAAAAAUACAAAUAAUCAGCUAAAUGAUAAUAUAAAUAAAAAAACAAAUUAUAAUUAUAAGCAUAAUUAUGCAAAGAACGACAACCGAUUUUGUAGAAACUCAUUAAACUUAGAUGGGGCGCCACAAAGGAAAGGCACAUUUGAUGAAAAAUACGAAAGUGAUUUGAAUACCCUGUCUUCAAUGCUCGAUGAAUUGCAUACUAGGGCCUUGGUCAUGGGGAAUACAAUAAAAGAGCAGAACAGGAUGCUAGGUAAUACGAGCGAAAAAAUGGAACACAACAUAGAGAAAAUUCGAGAUCAGCAAAAAGUAAUGAAGGAUAUUAUGAAAAAAUAA
This is a messenger RNA of Plasmodium gonderi, 627 nucleotides long. RefSeq names its product SNARE protein. NCBI's taxonomy places the organism in Eukaryota, Apicomplexa, Aconoidasida, Haemosporida, Plasmodiidae. Gene Ontology annotation, cellular component: plasma membrane. The transcript is spliced from 6 exons. The record is from RefSeq and is a predicted model, not a curated record. The coding region runs from base 1 to 627 and encodes 208 amino acids.